Molecule: messenger RNA, 4074 nt
Organism: Gekko japonicus
Lineage: Eukaryota; Metazoa; Chordata; Lepidosauria; Squamata; Gekkonidae
Gene: CEP85L
Product: centrosomal protein 85kDa-like
Exons: 13
Coding region: 439-2823 (794 amino acids)
Cellular component (GO): centrosome
Source: RefSeq, a predicted model, not a curated record
UUCUGUAUACUCCCUCCUCCCACUCCUUCUCCAGAGCAGCGGCAGCAUCUGCUGAGUUCCCGCCUCUGUCCCCGCCCGGCGUGAAGUAGCAGCAGAAAGGAGGAGGACCGGAGGAGGAAGGAAGCUGCAGUGAGUGGGCAGCAGCAGUAACAGAAUAAAGCGAGUUUUGUCCUUUCUGCUGCUGUCGCUGUCACGGCGAAGAACGGCCCGGCAACGCCAUGGCCUCAGCUCCCCUCAGGCCAGAGGCGGGCUGCAGCGCGGCAAAAGCGGCAGGAGUAGCACACGCGCAGCAGUGAGCGGCCUCCCCGCCGUCUCCAUCCGCCAGCCCCCUCUCUUGGCCCUCAGAGUCUGCGGCGCGCGUGUGGGCAACCGGGCGGUCGCUGAGUCUGCCUCGGCUCCCCACUUUUUGCGCUCGGCGGCGGCGGCGGCACCACCACCAUGUGGGGGAGGCUCCUCUCCGAGCUCGGGCAAGGCAGAGACUACACCGCGGGCUCAGAAUAUUCCUCAUCGGGAUGGUUACCUGGCACUGAAUCACUGUGGCAAGCCACAACAGGCCCAUCAAACAGUCGAAGUAGCCAUAUCAGAAGACACAGCAUAGCUUCUGACAGCGGUGACACCGGCAUCGGAACCUCCUGUUCUGAUAGUGUGGAAGAUCAUUCCACCUCAAGUGGUACUUCCUCGUUUAAGCCCAGCCGUUCACUGGUCUCAAUUCCUACUGCCCAUGUGAUGCCGUCUAAUGCCAGCUCUUCGUUUUCCAAACACAGGGAACCUUUCAAGUCUGAUGGUUCAAAGUGGAGUAUGAGCCUUUUAAGGACUGCUGGAAGCAGGCAUCAGGGUAUGCUGGACAGUUCUCUUGACAUGAAGGACUUAAGGCCUGUAAGGAAAUGGUCAUCUUUAUCUAAGCUAAGCACACCUGCUACCUGUAGCCAGGAUGGAAGCGUUCACUCAGCAGAGUGCAGAACCAGCAUGAAUAAAAUGGGAAGAGAGGAAACUCUGGCACUGCAGUUAAGAACAAAUGGAACAGGCUGCUUGCACAAUAGUAUGGAACUACUCAAAAUCAAGGACAGAGACAUGGGGGGGAAACGGAGCUCCACCUUGGACUGCAAAUACAAAUUUGAAAGUUGCAGCAAAGAAGACUUGGAUGUUCCUGAUCCUUCAGACAGGAGACAUGCCUUAGACAUGACGUAUAGUGCCUUACCAGAAACCAAGCCUGCUACAUCAAACUGUGAAGUUUUUGGACAAGGAUAUAUACCUUUGAGACCGCAGGCUGUGAGUGGGGUUCCCAUCCAGCCAUCUGAGAGGACUCAGAGGUGGCUUACUGAACAAUUUCAUACAAACCCUCCAGACCCCAGGCCUUCUGAUGGGUCAUACAGUUUAUCCUCUUGGCAGUUACAACAGCUUGAAGAACUUCGAGCCAGAAGUGAAUAUCCUGUGCAGGUUCUGAGUGGAUCAUCUCAUCAAGGUUACCCAGCUGCAGGCAUCCAGGAAUUCAGCAAUUGGGAAUCACUGAUGAAAAUCAAAGAAGGCCUGUUGAGGCAAAAAGAGAUUGUGAUUGAUCGGCAGAACCAGCAAAUUAACCUUUUAUACCAGAAGAUUAGGGAGAAUGAAUUGCGAGCUCAGCAAGCAAGACUGGGGCACAUUGUGAAUUGUGAAGACUCUUCUUUCAUGAGUAGUUUCCAGCAUCCUCAGUAUGAGAACACACCAGUGCAGCCUCAAUUUGCAGAGAGAUCUGUGGCCCACUGUGAAAGGGAGGAGCUGGAACGGAAGCUCGUAUCAGUCCAGAGUAAAGAACUGCAACUCAUUGAGUUCCUCAAACAAAUGGCAAGCAAAUCUAAUGAGGACAAAAAGAAGAUGGAAGAGAAGCUCAAAACGAGGGACAGGUACAUAAGCAGCUUGAAAAAGAAAUGCCAGAAAGAAUUAGAACAGAACAAAGAGAAACAAAGAAGAAUAGAAACACUUGAAAAAUACCUGGCUGACCUGCCAACCUUGGAUGAUGUUGAAAGUCAAAGCAAACAGUUGCAGGUUCUAGAAGAAAAGAACAAGCAGCUAAAAGCUACAGUGGCUGAGCUAGAGAAAGCACUUGAAGAAUCCAGAGCACAGUGUACAGAGAAAGAAUUGCAGCUCGUAUGUCAGAAAAAGAAAGAAAAAGAAUUGGUAACUUCAGUACAGAGCCUACAACAGAAAGUAGAAAAAUGCCUAGAAGAUGGUGUACGCCUUCCUAUUUUGGAUACAAAACAACUUCAGAGUGAAAAUGAGAGCCUCAAAGAGAAAAACGAGGAAGCCAGCAAGGUCAUAGACAAUCAACAGAAACAGAUAGCUGAGAUUACUUUAGAGAUUCAGUCUAUGCAAGAGAAACUUUUGCAAGAAAAACUGACAGUCCAGAAGCUGAAAAGUGAACUUGAAGAAAAGGAUAACAGUAUACAGCAGUUACAUAAGACUCUGCAUGAAAACCAAAGAUUUAUGGAAGAAAAUGCCUCUUUGAGAGAACAGAUUCAUCAGAUGGAACAGUCCAGACAGCCAGUGGCUGAGAAACUGCCUGUGGCUGACCAGUUGUUCAAGGAAAUGGCUCACUGUUUGUUUGACUUGAAAGCACUUUGCAGUAUUCUUACUCACAGAGCUCAGGGCAAGGAGCCUAACCUGUCUUUACUGCUGGGAAUCAGAUCAAUGAACUGCUCAGCGGAAGAUGAAAGCUACCACAGCACAGAAACCCUCUCAAAGAAACUCUCAGAGGUCUGUCAACUACGAAAGGAUAUUGAUGAGUUGAGGACUAUAAUAUCAGACUGUUAUGCUCAGGACAUGGGAGAAAAUUGCAUUACACAGUGAUAAAAGGUUUGUCCUCACAGCAACAGUGACUAAGUUAUUAAAUGCUGCUCUUGUGGUAGUUCCUUGUAUUUCUGUUAUGGAGCCAUACUGGAAGACACACUCUUGUGUAGCAGGUCAAAGGAUUUCAGAUGGUUGCUCAUGUUGACGAAGCAGGCAUCAAUUGAAGAAUAUGGUACGUGCUGUUAAGAGAAAUUUGGUUUCUUCAAAACUACUGAAUGUAGGUCCAAGCUGUGAAGAAUGUGCUACUAUUGAUUGAAGUACAGGAUUUUGUUUCUUCUCUCAUGACCUGUAAAAAUAACGGCUCACAUUGUAUUCUGGAGUCAGAAUUACUGCUGCAUCAUUUCCCCCCAUCUAGCAAUAGCAUGGGAUAUGAGAUGAGCUCUGAGAAUCCUACUGUGGAAAGCAGUUUAAAGUUCCUGAUUACCUGUGGGCAUUAUAUCUGUGAACAUUAAUAUGGAUGCUCCUACAAAGCAUUGUGUACUGUGGGCAGGCACUGAGAUAGUUUUGGCAUGUUAAAUCAAAGCAGCCUACCUGUUUGCCAUCUUGGUUUGGUAAUGACUAUUUUUUCCCCCAACAGUCAGUUGUCAAGGAUAUCAGUAUUUUUCUCUUGAACAAAGCAGAGCAGAACCACCUAUAUUUCAGGCUAAGCAUAAGUUGUUCUUAAAAUUAACUGCCAUACUAUUAGCUUUUUUGAGCUGUAUUAGAGUUUGAUGAAGGCUGUUUGAGAGAUGAAUACAUAAAGACUAGGAAAGAUUUGUUUUUUUAAAAAGCACAUACCACUAGAGGUUAGGAGAACAUUGCAUCUUGUCAGUUAUUCUGCAUUUCAGGCAUGUUCAGGGACUCAUUCUGAGCAGAUUAAAAAUCUAGAAAGAAAUGCUUUCUGUCCACAAGAACAGAAAGCAGCUAGAGAGAUGUCUAGGAAUGCUCCAGAUCUGACAAGUGGGUGACCAAAAGCCACUUUGUAAUCUAGACAUUAUACUGAUUUAUUUUGCUGCACUGAAGCAAAUAUAUCCUUUGCCAAGCCAAACUUGCUGUCACUUUAUUCUGUGACAAUCAAUUAAGUACAGAAAUUGAACACUUUCUUUUAGAAGAGAGAGAGGAAAAUAAGGUGCAUUUGGCUUAUUUUUAUUACAACUAGACCCAGUGUUCAGAGGGCUUGAGACUGGUUUUGCCAGGUGUCCUGGCUCAGAGUGAAUUAAGAGUUUGUACUGAAUGAGUUGCCAUUUUCUGUUUCUUGUGUUAAUCUCUCCA